Messenger RNA from Penicillium griseofulvum, 1560 nucleotides. RefSeq names its product Male sterility, NAD-binding. The record is from RefSeq and is a predicted model, not a curated record. Bases 1 to 1560 code for a protein of 519 amino acids. Lineage: Eukaryota; Fungi; Ascomycota; Eurotiomycetes; Eurotiales; Aspergillaceae. The transcript is spliced from 2 exons.
AUGCAACGGGAGCUGGCACGAGGCGAGCUCGACGCCAUCGUCCGCCGGUACCGCAUGAUGCGCAUGUCAGACGGCGAUUGGGGCCAGUCCAUCUGCGAGGGUAUCGACGCAUGUCGUCUAGAAAGCCCUGUCGGGCCCGAGCUGACCACGUCCAUUGCUGACGUUACCUUAGACGAGGCGAGUGCCCCUGACGCGCCGCUAUGGUGCUCGAACCCCAAGUUCAGUGCGUUUGUUGUUGUCAAGGAAGAUGGCGGUCGUGGUGAUGAGGGCGACGGCGCCGGUAGCAAUGUCCUGACCGCGACUGUCACGGAGCGGCUGCGCCAGUGCCGGUCGGAAGACGACGCGAGAGAUAUCAUCAAAGAGGCUUUUGCGGCCCAGAUGGGCACCGCCUUGGGCUUGGACGGUACAGUGUCGGAUCAAGAACUCAUGGCCUCGCGUUCAACCGACCUCGGCACCGACUCCCUAGUCUCUGUGGACCUGCACUCGUGGUUCCUGCGUAAUAUCCAGGUGAACGUGCCAACAUUGAGCAUCAUGGGGAGCGGAAGCCUGGCAGAUCUCGUCCAGAACGCUGUAGAUAAUCUGCCCCGAGAGCUGCUGGCCACUGCCCACGAUUCUGAGGAGGCUAGCAGCGCACAGGACUCUGGAGACUCUUCCCCUUCCCGUGUUGCGGGCAGCGUCACCCCGGCUAUCCCAUCCCACCGUCAAUCAAGUCCACUGCCUAGCAGCGACCUCGCACAGCCACUCCUUGGAAUCUCGGCGUUGACAGCACAGUCGAUUUCCGAUUCGGCUUCAGCUGUCAUCCACUGUAGUGCAGACACGUCGCACGUAAAGCACUUCAUAGACGUGCGAGCGUCGAACCUAGGCUCGACUAUAGAGAUCGCGCGCGAGUGCUUACGGCGUCGCAUUCCGCUAUACUACGUAUCGUCGGCCGGGUUAGGUAUGCUACACAGAAACAGCAGGGAGGAUGGCUUCCCCCCGGGGCACAUUGAUGUGCCGGCGGCACAGGUGCCAGAUAGGACCGAGGGGUACAUAUGCAGCAAGUGGGCGAGCGAGAGGUUUCUGGAGCGGGCGAGUGAGGCGUAUGGUCUGCGCGUCGAGAUCUAUCGGCCGUCGACAAUUGUGCGCAAGGGAAGUGACACAGUCGGGGACGAGGCAGACAAGGACUGGGUGAAUGCAUUUAUCAAGUACGUUAGGCUACUGAAGGCGGCGCCCGAGUCGCGGAGCAACAGCGGAUUUUUGGACCUCGUGCGCGUCGAUACAGUGUGCGAGCAGAUAAUGGGGCGCGUGUUUGAUAGCAGUCAAUCCACCAUGGGUAUUAACGAGGGCAACGAUGUUACUUACUUCAAUGCGGUGGGAGACGAAGUGCUUGCGCUCGACGGUCUACAAAAUAUUGGGCUAGCCGAUAAUGAAGCCUUUACGAAACUACCCAGGGAAGAAUGGACGAGACGUGCUGUGGCGGCUGGUCUGCAUCCUGGCGUGGCCGUGCUCAUUGAGACUAUGGACGAGGUUGGCGUGAAUUACCCGAGAUUGUGGAAGGGCAUGAGCGGGAGUCGGGUUUGA